This is a messenger RNA of Sciurus carolinensis (gray squirrel), 4890 nucleotides long. RefSeq names its product IKAROS family zinc finger 1 (gene Ikzf1). Lineage: Eukaryota; Metazoa; Chordata; Mammalia; Rodentia; Sciuridae. The transcript is spliced from 10 exons. Bases 563 to 2224 code for a protein of 553 amino acids. The record is from RefSeq and is a predicted model, not a curated record. Gene Ontology annotation, biological process: regulation of transcription by RNA polymerase II. Gene Ontology annotation, molecular function: DNA-binding transcription factor activity; RNA polymerase II cis-regulatory region sequence-specific DNA binding.
GUCAAGCUGGGGACAGGCAGUGUGCGCCACCCCAAAGUUUUCGGAGUGCUGGGCGGGGGCGCGCGCGCUCGGGCCACCGCUGUUCUGGGCGGCCGCAGGUGAAGACGCGCGGGCGCGGCGGGGGCGGCCGCCUCGGAGGGAACGAAGUGCGCUGCCCGCGGGCGGCGCUGUGAGCGCGGGGCAGCGGGUCGACCGGGAGCGCGAAGCCGGGUCGGAGCCUGCGGGGGGCGGGGAGUGUGGCGGAGAAAUGGGGAACAAUGCGAGUGAGCAACUUCAGGAAGUCAUUGUGAAAGAAAGCUGGGAAGAGCUCCGCGGCCAAGUUAUCAGGGCACUCUAACAAGUGCCUGCGCGGCCCGCGCCCAAGGUGGCGACGCGGCGACAGCUCUGGGUCCCCGAGCAGCCAGCGUAGUACAGCCCGAGCGGGUCGUAGAACCGCGGCGAGGCGGGCAAUCGGGUCGAGCCCCGCAGGGCAGAGGGAGCCCGGCUCCAAGGUUGCUCUUCGCCCGGAGGAUCGAUCUUGGCCCCCAAAGUGCGACGCACAAAUCCACAUAACCUGAAGACAAUGGAUGCUGAUGAGGGUCAAGACAUGUCCCAAGUUUCAGGAAGCCCAGGAAGUAGAGAAGUCACUAAUGGAGAACCUAAAGGGAAGGAGAGUCCCCCAGUAAGUGACACUCCAGAUGAUGGUGACGAGCCCAUGCCUGUCCCUGAAGACCUUUCUACCACCUCUGGAGGACAGCAGAAUUCCAAGAAUGAAAGAGGAGUGGUUCCAUAUGGGGCUGAUGGCUUUAGGGAUUUUCAUGCAAUAAUUCCCAAAUCUUUCUCUCCCAGUAAUGUUAAAGUAGAGACUCAGAGUGAUGAAGAGAAUGGGCGUGCCUGUGAAAUGAAUGGGGAAGAAUGUGCGGAGGAUUUACGAAUGCUUGAUGCCUCGGGAGAGAAAAUGAAUGGCUCUCACAGGGACCAAGGCAGCUCGGCUUUGUCGGGAGUUGGAGGCAUUCGACUUCCUAACGGAAAACUAAAGUGUGAUAUCUGUGGGAUCAUUUGCAUCGGGCCCAAUGUGCUCAUGGUUCACAAAAGAAGCCACACUGGGGAACGGCCUUUCCAGUGCAACCAGUGCGGGGCCUCCUUCACCCAGAAAGGCAACCUGCUGCGGCACAUCAAGCUGCACUCCGGGGAGAAGCCCUUCAAGUGCCACCUCUGUAACUACGCCUGCCGCCGGAGGGAUGCCCUCACCGGUCACCUGAGGACGCAUUCCGUUGGUAAGCCUCACAAAUGUGGAUAUUGUGGCCGAAGCUAUAAACAGCGAAGCUCUUUAGAGGAACAUAAAGAGCGCUGCCACAACUACUUGGAAAGCAUGGGCCUUCCAGGCACGCUGUACCCAGUCAUUAAAGAAGAAACUAAUCACAGUGAGAUGGCAGAAGACCUGUGCAAGAUAGGAUCAGAGAGAUCCCUCGUGCUGGACAGACUAGCAAGUAACGUCGCCAGACGUAAGAGCUCUAUGCCUCAGAAAUUCCUUGGGGAAAAGUGCCUGUCAGACAUGCCCUACGACAGCAGCGCCAGCUACGAGAAGGAGAACGAGAUGAUGACCUCCCAUGUGAUGGACCAGGCCAUCAACAAUGCCAUCAACUACCUGGGGGCCGAGUCCCUGCGUCCCCUGGUGCAGACGCCCCCUGGGGGCUCUGAGGUGGUCCCGGUCAUCAGUCCCAUGUACCAGCUGCACAAGCCCCCUUCAGAGGGCCCCCCGAGGUCUAACCACUCUGCUCAGGACAGUGCCGUGGAGAACUUGCUGCUGCUGUCCAAGGCCAAGUCGGCAUCCUCGGAGCGGGAGGCCUCCCCGAGCAACAGCUGCCAAGACUCAACAGACACCGAGAGCAACACGGAGGAGCAGCGCAGCGGCCUCAUCUACCUGACCAACCACAUCAACCCGCACGCCCGCAACGGCCUGGCCCUCAAGGAGGAGCAGCGGGCCUACGAGGUGCUGCGGGCAGCCUCUGAGAACUCGCAGGACGCCUUCCGCGUGGUCAGCACCAGCGGCGAGCAGGUGAAGGUGUACAAGUGCGAACACUGCAGGGUGCUCUUCCUGGAUCACGUCAUGUACACCAUCCACAUGGGCUGUCAUGGCUUUCGCGAUCCCUUCGAGUGCAACAUGUGCGGCUACCACAGCCAGGACAGGUACGAGUUCUCCUCCCACAUCACACGGGGGGAGCACCGUUUCCACAUGAGCUAAAGCCGCCGCCCGCCAGAUCGCAGAAGCACAAGGACUGCCGCCUCACCCACCCUCCUGCUGGCAGCGUGGACCUCACGGACCCUGUAAUGUUGGGUGCGAAUUUUUAGGUGGCUUUUUUUUUUUUUUUUUCUUUUUCAGUUGGUUUAUUGGGAUUUGAUUUGCUUUUGAAAACAAGAUUUUUAUUGUUAGAGGCAGGACUGCAUCAGGAGCAUUCAGAACUGUUCUGUUCCUAGACGUUGUGUACACUGCUAGCUAAAAUUCCUUCACCUGUGGCUUCCUAGCAUCCCCUUCUCCAAUUAGUCUGGAUUUUCAGAAGGAGUUAAGUAAAACACGUCAGUGCUUGGGAGGGAGCAUGGCAGUCCCUGUACUAAGCAUGGAGUUCAAGCACCCAGGUGUAAUCCCAAAUCCCCCAGAGUGCAGGGAGGGUGGAUCACCUGGAGAGGUGUGGCCAUCCCAGGAAGCUCUGCAAGGUGAGCAGCAGGACCAGCCACCCAUGGUGAGGCCAAAGACGUGGGCCACCAGCAUCCAAAGUAGAAAGACUGUACUUCGUAAAAAAUAAUAUUGUCAUAUUUCACAUAGAAAAAUAAAUCAGGAAAGGUGGUGUGCUGGGCUUCUCUGACCAAAAGGAGGAGGGAAGGAUUGGAGAGCCUUUUAGACUGCUUCUCACCUUCUGAGGUUUGAAAUGUUGCCCAGAUGACAGGGAACCUCCUGAGGCUUGGUGCCAGGUGGAAUGAACUCAGUGAUCCUUGUGGGUAAAUCUGGGGAAUCACUAACCUCUGCUUUAUCAUUCUCCAAACCUGUAAUGACCCCAAGCCCUAUCACUACAUUUUUAAACACCUGUCCUGAAAUUUGGACCUUUAUUCUUUUUUAACUACCCAAACAGUUAAAUUCCUCAGAAACCAAAGCUUUCUUCCCAAUUCCACACUUAUUUCUCUGGGUAUCUAUUCCUUACUAGGGGCUGGUUCUCCCUAAGACCAGAGCCCAAUUCUAACCCUUUAUUUCAAUUAAGUCCAUAUUCUUGUUUGUAGCAGCAGACCUGGAUUUCUUAAUGUUGGUAAAUUUUCCCUUCCUUCCUUCACUAUAUAUUACUCUGGUUUGAAAAUCCAUAAAAUGGUGAUUUAGAAUGACCAUUCAUUUUCAGAUCAAUGAGAUACAUGGAACCCAGCAUCCCAGUUGCUAACACACUGAGCUCACCUGUUAAAAACUACAUAUUCAAAAAUUCUGAAACUCUCAACCAUAAAGGCAAAGUAUUGUGAUAUACCCACAUAUAAAUAUGACACAUGACUUUGCACUUUAUCCCAGUAGGGUAUUGAUAUAUAUUGGGCCAUCAUAUGACCAGCUCAGGGUCCCAGAGAAUAACACCAAUUGGUUUUCACAGGAAAGAAGAAGGUAGUGCUGGAGGUGAGAACGUACCCACUCAUGCUAAGGUAUGGAUACCUGCCAAAGCCCAGGUAAAUGUUUGGGAAUUCUAAUCUCAACCAAGAAGGGUCUUCCUCAAGAUUAAUCAUACCUUUAAAGUCAUCACUCUCCACCACCUCAGCAAAAGAAGAGCAUACAAUUUUAAAUGUUUACAGUACUUAUCUUCACCAGAACUGUCCAAGGUGAACAUAAACUUGUAGAAACAGAGAGGAAAUCAUACAUUAGCAACUCAACAUUUAGUCUAAUCCAGGGUUUCUUAGCACUGGCCCCACUGACAUUUUAGGCUGGAUAACUACUGGUCCUGUGCAUUGUAGAAUAUUUAGCAGCAUCCCUGGUCACCACCCAGUAGAUCCAGCAGCACCUACAGUUGUCAUCUACAAAUAUCUCCAGACAUUUCCAAGUGUUCUAUUGCAAGGGGAAAUCACCUCUAAUUGGGAACCUCUGAUCUAAAUGAAUUCUAAACCAGUCGAAGGUCUGGGAAGCUUUCCAAAGAUAAAAAGCACUUUGAAGUCUUUUCCCAGUCAGCAGUCUCAAGCCGGACUUGUACUCCUUUGGAAUGAUUAUAAAUUCCAUAAAUGAAUUAUUCCCUUUCAGUGUUCACAAAUAUACUUCCUCAUGUGCACUUGAGUUUCAUUGAAGGAAUAGAGUUCACAAAGACUCAUGGAUUUCUACUUCCAGAACAGUGUGGCAUUUUGAAACUGGAAAUAAACAAAUUUAUAACUGUAAUAAUUUAUUCUCUGCCACACCAAUGCACUGAGUGAAGGAAGAGAUGGAGGAACCAGGGCUCUGGGUGGCUUUUGUUCAAUAUGCAAUUACAGAGACACGCCUUAUCCAAAUUCAUAUGCUCGAGGUGAGAACCUUCUUAGAUUUCCAGUUUGCCGGCAGAUUUCACUUGCUCUCUCCAUUUCGAUGUAUCCCAGAAAUUCAGUUGGUUGAAGGGAGUUAUUUUUUCCAGUGGCAUUCAAGCAAGGCUUAAGCCAGAACUGUAAAUAGUGGUCACAGGAGUUCUUUUCUAAAAUGCUUUGCCCCUUCCUCUCACUGCCUUUUAUAGCCAAUAUAAAUGUCUAUUUGCACACCUUUUGUUGUGGUUUUUAUAUUGUAACAGCAUUUUUUGGAACUAUUGUAUUUAAAGUAAGGUUUCAUAUUAUGUCAACGAGUAAUUAAAUUAUGUUUGAAAGGUGGCCAUAUUCUGUACCAAAAGUUGCUGAAGUUUUUCUUCUAGCUGGUAAAAGUAGGAUUUUGCAUGA